Messenger RNA from Trichobilharzia regenti, 1485 nucleotides. The record is from the annotation of a GenBank genome assembly. Lineage: Eukaryota; Metazoa; Platyhelminthes; Trematoda; Strigeidida; Schistosomatidae.
AUGGUCCAAAUCUCUAAAAAACGUGUUCGUAGAAACACAAUUGUUUUAGAUAGUGGCUUAAAUUCGGUUAUAACUGCAUUACCGCCUGGUAAUACAGUAUCAACUACUAGCUCUCAAAAUGGUUUGAGUGCAGAUCUCACUCCUGUGAUACAGGUGAAAGAUGUUCUGUUAGAGAACUCUGAGUUCUGUAAACUAAACCUCCUUUUGAAAGAUAUGCAGAGGCAAGUAAGUGAAAUUCAGAAAAAAUUAGAUCAGUUUGAUAGUAUGUCACUGCCAAUCUCAAAUACCACGGAGAGCCGUUCUGAUAUUGGCCAGGUUAAGUGUUUACUGGAUGUAACUCAAAAUAAGCUUUUGAAUUUAGACCCAAUAGCCUGUCUUUUAGAAAGGCAUCCUAAAAUAUCUCCAGACAACCUAAAUAAAGCUGAAAAUCUGAUUGACUGCUUGGCUACGGAGGUGAUGAAGCGUAUAACCUCUUCUCACCAAGCUAUAGUUUACAACGUCCCAGAUUCUCUGCCCCUGAAAACUGUAAGACACAAAAUCCUGAUUUGUUGCGGCAUGGCUAGUGUUCCAUGUGAAUGCAAACGACUUCGUAAAAAGUCUAACCAGGCUAAUUGCCCAAUCAUUUUUAAAUUCAGUAAUUCCCUUGAUGCUAGUAAGUUUACUAAAUGUCAGGAUCACUUAAGACUGAAUAGCAGUUAUAAGUCUAUAACCGUAGCUCAGGAUAAAACACCGUGUCAGCGCAGAAUAAUGCGUAGUAAUAACCUGGUCACCUCCUCUAGCUUUGAUUUACCAAAUAAGGAUCGUGCACAGCAACAGACACCUAGUGCUGAAACUAGCAUUCAGCAAACUACACAACAACCACACCUGCCAAUGGAACUAGGAACUGAUUUAGAUACCAGUACCCCUGUAAAUAAAGCCUCAUCGAAAGAUGUUAAAAUGACUAGAACUUCUGCAAGUUGUUCUAAGAAAUUUCCCCCCAAACGUAGUAACCUCACCACGAUGAACAAAUUUCGCAGGGUUGAGACUAAUGAUGGGGAAGAAUACUUUGUAUUCAAUAAGCCUGCUGAGAGUAAGAAUGCCAACAAACCAUCACUUGUUACGAAAAACUCCUCUCGAAACAUAAGUACAUCUGGAGGUGUUCCGCAUGCUCCACCUUAUAGAAAGUCAGGCUCCAAGACUCCUAAAGUCUUGCAGCCAAAGCACCUUCCUUCACAAUUCCCUUUAAGUUAUAAAAACAACCCGAAGGUGUAUACCGGUAUGACGAAUAGCAGUUGGAUGGGUAGACCUUUUGAUGCUAUGCCUUUUAACCGUCAACCUAGGCCCAACCUGUACUACCCUUAUAUCCAGGAACACAUGGUAAAUUUUCCAGGUGUCCCGAAUCACUGGUACGACCCAUGGCACCUAGGACCACCUCAUUGCACACCAACCCGAUGUACAGACACCCAGUCCGACCUCCUUUUCAUUCAUAAAUUCUUGCGGUGCUGA